AUGAAACCCAUCCCUCUGCCCCCGGCCAACUUCCUGCUGAAGCCAGAGGCCACGUGCAGCAUGGCCGGCUGGGGCCAUACCGGUGCCCACAUGGUGCGUUUUCCCACCAGGCUCCAAGAUGUGACCUUACAGAUGGCUGACAACAAGCAAUUCAGACUCUUCUUCGACUCCUUCAACCGGACGUCCAUGCUCUGCGUGGGGAACAUCAAAACAAAGCAGUCGUCUUUCGUGGGUGACUCCGGGGGCCCGCUGGUGUGCAGUGGGGUCACCCAGGGCAUCGUCUCUCACGGGAAAGACAGUGGCCUCCCGCCCGCCGUAUACACGCGGAUCUCCGCAUUCAUCCCUUGGCUCGGGAAGAAGAUGGGCAGGGAGUAG
Malaclemys terrapin pileata is the source of this 375-nucleotide messenger RNA. Its product is annotated as cathepsin G-like. NCBI's taxonomy places the organism in Eukaryota, Metazoa, Chordata, Testudines, Emydidae. Gene Ontology annotation, molecular function: serine-type endopeptidase activity. Gene Ontology annotation, cellular component: cytoplasm; intracellular membrane-bounded organelle. The transcript has 2 exons. The record is from RefSeq and is a predicted model, not a curated record. Gene Ontology annotation, biological process: proteolysis. The coding region runs from base 1 to 375 and encodes 124 amino acids.